UCCAAUAUCAAUCCCCACCCCGGUUUAAAGCUAUUGUCAUCACUCGACUAAAACCAACCAGCCGUCCAGGGCUUUCCCCUACUUGUGUCAGAAGUAGAGCUGCAGAAGGCAGUACUUAGAUUAGAUUUUGUAGCCAGAGUUCUCAUCUGAAAUACAUUAAAGAUCUGGAGAAGAUCCGGCACUGGAAUUAUUUUAACUGGUGCCAUUGGACAAAGAACGGUCCCGUUAAGGUACAUCCUCGUUUAUGAACAUCAUCUCGACUGGAGAAGACUGUGAACGGAGAUACUAGUGUUAAGAGCUGAAGUUUGGAUGCAAAGAUUUCACUGGGUGAAUCAUCGUUUACUUAAAAAAGCACGCCAGCAAAGUUUCAUUAAAGUGACUGUAAACUACCGUUUGGUUUAUACACGACUUCAAUCCCUGGCGGCAGAAACAUUCGGGUACAUUAUAUAAACACAGCACGACUGAGAACAGUCUUCACAGACGUCCCAUAGGAGACGUAAACACUGCAAAGCACCGCUAUAAAUUAUCUGCCCAGGAAAUUCUGAAUUAGUCGUCCAAGUCGCACAAUGUCACGCUGGGGCCGUAAGAACGUCAAGAAGGCCCCCGAGGUGAUCAAGACGGUGACCGAGGGCCUCAAGUCGCUCUAUCGAAAGAAACUUCUGCCCCUGGAGCAGUACUACUGCUUCCAGGACUUCCACUCGCCGAGUCUGGAAGACGCCGACUUUGACAACAAACCCAUGGUGCUAGUGGUCGGCCAGUACUCCACAGGAAAGACCACCUUCAUCAAAUAUUUGCUGGAACAGGAUGUCCCGGGGAGUCGCAUAGGGCCGGAGCCCACCACCGACUGCUUCACCGCAAUCAUGCAUGGAGAUGUAGAGGGGCUCAUUCCUGGAAAUGCCCUCAUUGUGGAUUCCAACAAACCCUUUCGCCAGCUCAACCCCUUUGGAAACACCUUCCUAAACAGAUUCCAAUGUGCUCAGCUGCCCAAUCAGGUUCUGGAGAGCAUCAGCAUCAUCGACACUCCAGGUAUCCUUUCUGGAGCCAAACAGAGAGUAAGCCGAGGUUAUGACUUCCCAGCCGUUCUCCGCUGGUUUGCUGAGCGUGUGGACCGAAUCAUCCUCCUGUUUGAUGCCCACAAACUGGAGAUCUCCGACGAAUUCUCUGAGGCCAUCGGGGCUCUAAAAGGCAACGAAGACAAACUCCGCGUCGUGUUGAACAAAGCCGACAUGGUUGAAACUCAGCAGCUCAUGCGAGUGUAUGGCGCAUUAAUGUGGUCUCUUGGCAAAGUGUUUGGCACUCCUGAGGUUCUGAGAGUGUACAUUGGGUCAUUCUGGUCUGAGCCGCUGAUGGUGACCGAUAACCGCAAACUGUUUGAGCUGGAGGAGGAAGAUCUUUUCACAGACAUUCAAAAUCUGCCCCGCAACGCAGCCCUGCGCAAACUUAAUGACCUGGUUAAGAGAGCUCGAAUUGUGCGGGUACAUGCCCACAUCAUUAGUUACUUGAAGCAGGAGAUGCCAUCUGUCUUCAGGAAGGACAAUAAAAAGAAAAACCUCAUCUACCAGCUUCCUGUCAUCUUCUCCAAGAUCCAGCUACAGCAUCAUAUCUCUCCAGGAGACUUCCCAGAUUGUGCCAAGAUGCAGGAGCAACUUAUGGGACAUGACUUCACCAAGUUCAAAUCUCUGAAGCCCAACCUGAUGGCUAUGUUGGAUGAGCUUCUGUCCAAUGACAUUGCCAAACUGAUGCCCCUUCUUAGGCAGGAAGAAAUAGAGGCUGGGGUCCAAAUCGGUGUACAAGGCGGGGCCUUCAUGGGAACCCGUGCUGGACCAUUCAUGGAAGGGGACCCCUUCGCGGAGAAAGCCGACAAAAACGGUGAGACGGGUGAGGAAGAUGAGGAAUGGAUUGUGACGAAGGACAAGCCAAAAUAUGACGAGAUCUUUUACAACCUGGCGCCCAACGAGGGGAAACUUAGCGGCACCAAAGCCAAAGAUUGGAUGGUGAGCACACGGCUCCCCAACUCUGUUCUGGGCCGCAUCUGGAAGCUCUCAGAUGUGGAUCAUGAUGGCAUGCUGGAUGAUGAAGAGUUUGCUUUGGCCAGCCAUCUGAUCGAAGUGAAACUGGAUGGUCACGGGCUUCCUCCCGAGCUGCCUGCCCGUCUAAUACCCCCAUCCAAACGUCGGCAGAAGGGCUCGGAUGCUUAGACAAUGUAUAGGGCUUUCACUGAUUCCUCUGUCCGCACUUUCUCGCACCAUUUCCAGCACCAUGCGGCGCAUCUCUCUUCACUGUAUUUUGAUGCCAUUUUGUAACACAUAAUUAAUGUCUUAUGUUGUAUUCUUGCUCUUAUGAAAAAUGCCAAAGAUUCACAGCUGGAAGCCAAAGAACAUUGAGAUAAAGCGAUGAGUGGUCUCGGUCAUUUAAAAGGAAUGUAGCAACUGUCGGCCAUAGAAUCAGAGGUCCAUGUGACAUCUGAUCCAGAAAUGCUACACAUGUGACUUCACACGUCAACCUUUUAUGAACUUCUGUAGAUACUGCUCUUUCAUUUGCCUCAUUGAGUGUAGAAACCUUUAUUCAUUGCUUCAGGCACUUUCUUUCCAGCUUUCAUGUUGUAGUCAACUAAAUAUCAGAAUGUGAAGUCAAAACAAGCACUCGGCUCAGAAAAUCUGCUGAUCUACGACUUUGUGAUUUGUAAAUGAGUUUCCUAGCAUGUUGCUCUAGUUCUGGCUUUGAAAAUGGAAAAGCAAAUAUACUCUGUGAUGUUUUUUUUUGGAAUGAAUAUGAAUGACUGUCAUAAGAUUAUAUAAAUGAAAUCGUGUCAUAUAAAGAAAACAAAAUGUGGAAAAUUAUUUCUGACUACUGUAAUCUGUUUCACUGAGUGCUUCAAUUAUAACAAUAUAUUGAACUCAAUAAAGACCUUUUCACUUG
Triplophysa dalaica is the source of this 2919-nucleotide messenger RNA. It is a transcript of the gene ehd2b, whose product is annotated as EH-domain containing 2b. Gene Ontology annotation, cellular component: plasma membrane; cytoplasm. Gene Ontology annotation, biological process: endocytosis; endosomal transport. The transcript is spliced from 7 exons. Bases 567 to 2198 code for a protein of 543 amino acids. NCBI's taxonomy places the organism in Eukaryota, Metazoa, Chordata, Actinopteri, Cypriniformes, Nemacheilidae. The record is from RefSeq and is a predicted model, not a curated record. Gene Ontology annotation, molecular function: GTP binding; calcium ion binding; protein binding.